Molecule: messenger RNA, 1987 nt
Organism: Frankliniella occidentalis (western flower thrips)
Lineage: Eukaryota; Metazoa; Arthropoda; Insecta; Thysanoptera; Thripidae
Exons: 2
Coding region: 365-1858 (497 amino acids)
Molecular function (GO): protein binding
Source: RefSeq, a predicted model, not a curated record
CCGCGACCACCCACGCGACUUCCGGCGGAGUGCUUCUGCGCCGUCAAAAUAGUACACCCCGUACAGCCCGAGUUAAUGUGCCUCCAAUGCCGAUUCCCUCGGACUGGGACUAACUGGAGAGGGCUUGGCCAGGCUUGGCUCAUCCGUCCAAGGACGGGGGUUUGUUUCCUUCGCACUCGCACUCUUACGGCCGCCCGGGGAAACACGCAUUCCAACGGAGCAGCACAGUGACGUGGCGUGACGUAGGACGGCGGGAAAAGGUGACGUGCCGCCACUACCGCCUGACCUGUGCGAGGCCGAGGCAGUAGACGAGAGGCGGACCGAGGAGGUCCUGUGCCUGCUGGUUGCUGGUGCCAGUUACGACAUGGAUCAACGCAGGGGCGGCGCUCGUCGAGCAGGAAAGAAGAGAAGGAACCACUUUGCAGCGGCUGAAAUAUACAGUCAGAGGAUGAAGCUGACUCAGUUGCCAGACGACAUGCUGGUGCUGGUGAUGCAGCGCCUGGACGUGAAGUCCAUCUUCGCCUGCCGCCUCGUGUGCCAGAAGCUCUCCGGCCUGGCCCUUCACAGGGACGUGUGGCGACACCAGUCGUGCUUCAAGUACAACGACAGGUACCUCAUGCGGUGCGUGUGCGGUCUGCUGCGCCUGGCGCCGUGCCUGCAGGAGCUGGCCGUUUGGCUCCCGGUCCGCGGGUGUCGCCCGGCGUUGACGUCGACCUCGUGUGCCGCGCGGGUGCUGAGUGUUUCCGUGGGCAACGCCGCCGCCGUCCAGGACGCCGCCGAGGCCGUGUGCAGGCAGAGGUCGCUCGGCGGGCUCCGAGGCAUCGUGAUCGAGUUUCGCACGCAGGCCGAUGCCUCGGCGUUGUUGGCGGCGGUGGCGCAGACGCCGGGCUUGGGCGGUCUGCGCGUGACGGCGCACACCGACAUCCCCUGGCUGGCCGCCCCCGACACGCUGCCGGCGUCCUCCCUCAAGCGCUUCCAGUGCGAGCUGCGGCGGGAGACGGUGGACUUCGCCAACUUCAUCCUCGCGGCGCACGCCGCCACCCUCGAGGAGGUCGAGUUCUUGCACUCCACGUUCAGCACGCCCCUGACGUGGGCCCUGCUGGGUGGCAUGCAGCACCUCCGCCGGCUCAAGUGCGACGGCAACCCCGGGAUGGAGGCCGUGGCGGCCUGUGGGUCGCUCCGGGUCCUGGACCUCACUGUGACCCACAACCGGCUGGCCGCCGCGUGGGCCGCGGACUUCCUCCGGGCCGCCGUGCAACUUCGCGUGGUGCGAAUCAGUUACGAGCCGGGGAUUCGAAGAGCCGACGACGUCGGCGCUGACCUCGUCCUGGCCCUGGCCUCGUCCGGGCGGUCCCGCGUGGAGACGCUGGCCCUCGACAACUCCGGCGAUCAGGGAGAGAACGCCCCCUACCUGCCGUCGCUGAUCCGCGCGCUGCCCUCGCUGCCGUGCCUGCGGCACCUCAAGGUGGACCGCGAGCCCGACGGGCUGCUUCGCGCCAUUCACCCUGACACAGCGCCCGCUCUUCAGAGUGUCGACGUGGUGCUGGGUCGCGGGGAGUGCGCUCACGCGUGGAUCCACGGGGACGCGGUUAAGGCCGUCAUGUCGGCGAACCCCUCGCUCCACGUCAACGUGGAGGCAGGCGCCAUCUUAUGUGGUGACUAUGACAAGAUGAUGUGUGAGGGGGCGUGCGCAGUGGGAUGCCACCGUGAACUUGAAGAGUGCAUCAGAUGGAAUGAAGAGGACUAUCGCUGGGGGCACCAUCUUGGUCUCUUCUCACAUGACCCCACGGAGAAGUGUUCGCAGAAGCACUCUACAGAACACAAGCGCUGUUGGAUCCUUAUCCCACAAUCUCAAUAAGACUGCUUUUUAUUCUAAUUCACAAUAAAUUUGUAUACAUUAGUUUUCCUGAUGUAUUAUUUUUGUAUCGUUUUGUAUUGCUUGUCUUGUCCUUUUCACGUGUAGUAAAAAUUAUUGUCAGGUUUGGAU